This is a messenger RNA of Monoraphidium neglectum, 591 nucleotides long. RefSeq names its product putative manganese transport protein mntH. Gene Ontology annotation, cellular component: membrane. The transcript has 4 exons. Gene Ontology annotation, biological process: metal ion transport. Bases 1 to 591 code for a protein of 196 amino acids. Gene Ontology annotation, molecular function: manganese ion transmembrane transporter activity; cadmium ion transmembrane transporter activity. NCBI's taxonomy places the organism in Eukaryota, Viridiplantae, Chlorophyta, Chlorophyceae, Sphaeropleales, Selenastraceae. The record is from RefSeq and is a predicted model, not a curated record.
AUGCACGAGCAGCCCGCGGUCGUGCGGGCCCCCAGCUCGGGGAGCAUGUCAGGCGACGGCACUGACAUGCGUGUGGUUUUGGUGGACGUCGCCGCGGCGGGGCUGCCCUUUGACGCGGACGACGCGCAGCCUGGGUGGCGCUGCGGGCGCCGCGCGCUCUCCCUCCCUGAGGCGCACGCGACCCUCAAGGUCCCCGCGGGCGACAAGGUUAAGCCCUGGCGGAUGAUGCUGGCGUUUGUGGGCUGCGGGGCGAUGGUGUCGGUCGGCUACAUGGACCCCGGCAACUGGUCCACCGGCCUCGCCGGCGGCGCGCGCUACGGCUACGCGCUGCUGUGCGUCGUGCUGCUGUCGUCGCUGGCGGCCAUGUUCCUGCAGCACCUGUCGCUGAAGCUGGGGGUCGCCUCGGGCCGCGACCUCGCGCAGGCCUGCCGCGACGCGUACCCCAGGUGGAUGUGCAUCCCGCUGUGGCUGAUGGCUGAGGUGGCGAUCGUGGCCUGCGACCUGGCGGAAGUCAUAGGGUCGGCGGUGGCGCUGAAGCUGCUGUUCGGGCUGCCCCUGUGGGCCGGCGUCCUCAUCACUGGUGCGUGCUGA